CAAGCCGGAAGCUAGGUAGGUAUAGAGAGCACUCCUUUCCUUUUCGGAAGCUCACUUCAACCAAGAAGUUUUGUUCGCACAGCUCCAUCCCGGCUCACAGGAACGGGAUCAGCGCUUCUCUUCGUCCAAAGCGGCUCACCAGGAACGCUUCGUGUUCUUUGUUCAUUGCAAUAACCAAAAUGGCGUCUGUUGUGAAGGUGUCGUUCAAGGGCAUCAUGAAACGUUUGACUUACGGGACGGAGGAGGCUAACUUUGAUAGAUUGGUGAAGACUUUGAAGGAGUCAUUCUCAAUCGCUGAGGGGGCGAAGCUGAGGAUCUUGUACACUGACUCGGAUGGGGACAAGGUCCUCCUCUCCGACAAUGAGGAUCUCAAAGACGCCCUCAAGAACCAGAAGCUCAACCCGCUGUACCUUGAGGUGACCAUCAUCAAAGAGGCGAAGUCUGAGGCGAAGUCUGAGGCUAAGACUGCUGCAGGGGGUCCGGCACUGGACCCCCUUGCCGCGCUGUUCGGCAACAUGAACAACUGGACCAACGGCGAGGGGAAGGAGCGCUUCAACAAGUUUGCGUCCAGCUUCAAGCAGGGCCAGGACGUCUUUGAGAGCAUUCUGAAGGACAUCAACCCUUCGACUGCGGCUGGCAGUUCUGACCUGAUGGAGAAGAUCCUCGCUGGAGUCUCGGCUGCAGCGGCUGCAGCCACUGACGCUGCGAGCGCUGCGUCUUCUAGCAAGUCGCAGGAGGAGGGCCCCAAGGAGGCCGCCAAGCCUGAGAAGGCUGAGAAGAAGGCUGAGAAGAAGGCUGACAAGGAGCCUGAAAAGAUGGCUGAGAAGGAGCCUGAGAAGGAGACUGAGAAGGAGCCUGAGAAGGAGACUGAGAAGAAGACUGAGAAGGAGGACUCUGAAGAGAAGGCGAAUGAGUCUGUCCACCCCGGAGUGCAGUGCGACGUCUGCAGCAUGAUUCCGAUCAAGGGGACACGCUACAAAUCACUGGAUCAGCACGACUACGACCUGUGCCAGGCCUGCAUGGACGCCUACCCUAACAAGACUGAGCAGUUCACCAGGAUUGAGCACCCGCUGUACCGCCCUCGUGGCUUCGGCCCUGGGUUCAGGGGGGGGAGGGGGGGCCCUCGCUGCAUGCCUCCCGGCCUCCAGUUCGGCGGCCGCCCCUUCAUGUGUGGCAACGCCAACCCCAGCAAUCGCUGGGGAGGCGGCCGUCACUGGGGUCCCCCCAGCACUGCAGAGGCAAAGCCUGACGCGCGCUUCGUCAAGGACGUGACCAUCUACGACGGCACCGAGAUGGUGCCGGGAACGCCGUUCACCAAGAUCUGGCGCUUCCGCAACGUCGGCACCACCGCCUGGCCGCAGGGGACCCGCAUCAUCAAGGUCGGGGGCGACAGCCUGGCGGAGCAGGAGACGUUUGAGCUGCAGAUCAGCGAGAACGGCCUUGCACCUGGAGAGGAGGUCGACGUGGCGGCCAACCUGAAGGCCCCUGAGAAGCCCGGGCGCUAUGUGACUCACUUCCGCCUGGCGACUCCCCAGGGCGUCAGAUUCGGCCACCGCAUGUGGGCCCUCAUCCAUGUUCUGGACAAGGACGAGGAGUCCCCUCUGGUGGCCGACUCCAAGGCUGAGGACGUCACGCCCUCUGCUCCCGCCGUUCCGGCCCCCGAGAAGGAGCCUGUCAAGGAGACUUCCGAUGACGUCAAGGUGAUCCCCGUAGAGGGCGCUGACGUCACGCCUGAGGAGACUGCAGUGGUCGUCACCCCGGAGAGCCCCACCUCGGAGCCCACCAACCUGGGGGACGACGGCUUCAUGAAGGUCGAGCAGUCCGACACCAAGAGCCCUGAAGACUCGUCUCCGGAGGAGACCGUCAUCCAGGCCCCCGCGCCCACUCCUCCCGCGGUAGACGCCCCCAAGACCGCCGACACCGCCUCCCCCGAGAAGGCCCUGUCGGCCGCCGAGGACGCCUCUGCGGAGCAGGUGGUGCCCGAGAGCGUGGUCGCGAACAAGGCCCCCGAGGGCGAGCUGUACAAGGAGCAGCUAGCCAAGCUCGCGGAGCUGGGCUUCGGCGACGGCGCGCAGAACGUGGCGCUGCUGGAGAAGUACGGCGGGGACCUGCCUAAGACCAUCAACGAUCUGGUGACGGUCAACGAGUGGGAUCCGAUGCUGCAGGAGCUCGAGGAGAUGGGUUUCUACGACAAGGAGCUGAACCGCAGCCUCAUCUACAAGAAUAACGGACGUCUUCAGCGUGUCGUCAAGGAUCUGGUGCAGAUCUACAAGGCCGGGCCUAGUGCUUAAUUAGGCAGGGCUCAAAGGUGGUGUGCAAGUGGAUGUAGUGUGGGCUUCGUAACCAUGGAGACGUGGCGUGGAAUAAGCAGUUGUGGCUUCAGAAGACUAGACAGCGGUAGUGACCAGACGUCAGAUUCUGGAAAAUCGUUGGACCUUGCAUCAGACCUCGGAGCGGGUUCAUCGACCUGUGUCAUGACCUGUGGGAUUGUCGGCAUCAGAUCAGACCUCAGAGCAGGUUGAUAACCUGUGAAGAUCGGACCUUGGAUUAGACCUCGGAUCAGACCUCAGAAUUGGUCGUUCCUGUACGAAUCAUCAGACCUCGGAAGACCUUAGAACAGGUCGUUCCUGUACGAAUCAUCAGAUCUCGGAUCAGACUCUGGAGAUGCUGGUCCCUGCCUUGAUUGAAAUUGUUUACAAAUGUAACACUGGGCAUUUCAAUG
Klebsormidium nitens is the source of this 2722-nucleotide messenger RNA. The record is from the annotation of a GenBank genome assembly. NCBI's taxonomy places the organism in Eukaryota, Viridiplantae, Streptophyta, Klebsormidiophyceae, Klebsormidiales, Klebsormidiaceae.